CCCCACACAAGUCCGAUGACACGGAACGCACCUGGAAUUUCUAGAUGAUUAGGUAUUAUCUCAAGUACAUAGACGCCAACAACGCGCGACCGAAGUCGCAUGUGCCAGCUUAAACCCCUAAGAAAAUCCAGGAACCCAGCAGCCCAGCAGCCCAGCAGCCUUAGGCGGUCUACACAGCUCCUGACUGACAGCGUUCCAAAUCUCAAUCUCGCAUGAGACGUGUCACACCACCAUUGGGAUCACUCUCGUCCAUCCCGUGAAUGGUCUAGCUCUAAUUACCGCCGCGCCGUACAAGGGGAAAAAGAACGUGUGUCAGGAGAUUGACGAUCAAGCAGGGCCUAACAGAAACAUUGCUGAGACGGUGGCAACGGUGGGAGUUUUUAUUUAAUUUUCUCUCUUCAAUUUCGUCUAUAAUUGUGUCCCCGGGUGGUUGAUUUCACUCCGCUCUGCCUAUGAUUAAACCAUUUCGGACUUACACCCAUAACCACUACCUACCUACUUACCUAGGUAAAUAUCAGAAACACAACCAGUAAACGAUAAAAGAGGUCUCGGGGUUUUGCUUUUCAUCAAAAUGUGCAUCGUUCUUAUCACGACGGCCCAUCCGAAAUAUGCACUUAUUGCUCUUGACAAUCGGGAUGAAUACAUCCUAAGACCUACUAGCCGGCCACACUGGUGGACCCACCAGCCUUCAGGAGAACAAAUACUGUCCGCGCGAGACUUGUACCGUAAAGAGCGAGGGACAUGGCUAGGCGUCACUAAAACCGGACGAUUCGCCGUGCUGACAAAUUAUCGGGAGUCGAGCGAAGAUGACCCGGACCCGGAUCACGCCAUCGCCGGGGUCAGGAGCCGAGGUACCAUAGUGAGUGCCUGGCUGGGUGCCCCUUCUGGACUUGGCCUGGACGACUUCGUCCAUACGAUGCUAGAAGGUCGCGCUGCCAAGGGUGUCGGAGGGUUUUCGCUUGUAUGCGGUGAUUUGAAGCAGAGGACCGAGAAGGGCAUUAAGCCGCUCGCGAUCAUCUCCAAUCGGUGGGACCAUGUCGGCGAGGUCCCAUGGAUAGGUGGGGAACGUGGACAAAUAUAUGGCCUAAGCAAUGCCGUCUAUGUAGAACCUGCCCAAUGGGACAAGAUCAAUAUCGGGAAGAAAUUGGCCGAGGAGGCAAUACAAGAAGCUGUCGACAAGGACCUGAACGAAGAAGAGCUUACCAACCGGCUCUUCAAGGUCCUCGAUCAUGAUACGCUACCCUUGGAGCCAAAAAUGAGUUUUCAAGAGCACAUGGAUGCCCUUCGGCGGUCUGUAUUCAUUCGCAGCUUCGCAGAAGAUCAAGGAUGGAAAGACAUGGCUGACGCGGCCGAUGAGGGGAGGGCAAAAGCAGCAUUUGAUGCAAUCGAAGAUGAGAGCGAGCCGGAAGAGCAUAGGGAUGCGCAUGGAUAUUUUAUGAAGGGUGCUUAUGGUACUCAAAGACAGACCAUUAUUCUUUUAGAUUGGGAAGGCAAUAUUACAUAUAAAGAGCGGGCGUUAUGGGAUUCUCACGGGAACCCAAUUGAAAGGGGAAAGGGGGAUGAGACGUUCAAGUUUAAGAUAGAAGAAUAAUGUGAUAUAGAAAGCAAAACGAGAAAUUAUUAGACAUCUUUGGCACAUAGCAACAUAUCCUAACGCACCCGUAUCUGUAGCAUCCUCUCUAACUAAAACACUC
Molecule: messenger RNA, 1694 nt
Organism: Daldinia decipiens
Lineage: Eukaryota; Fungi; Ascomycota; Sordariomycetes; Xylariales; Hypoxylaceae
Product: DUF833-domain-containing protein
Exons: 1
Coding region: 572-1591 (339 amino acids)
Biological process (GO): protein secretion; Golgi organization
Cellular component (GO): Golgi apparatus
Source: RefSeq, a predicted model, not a curated record